Molecule: messenger RNA, 2500 nt
Organism: Pomacea canaliculata
Lineage: Eukaryota; Metazoa; Mollusca; Gastropoda; Architaenioglossa; Ampullariidae
Exons: 6
Coding region: 225-2198 (657 amino acids)
Source: RefSeq, a predicted model, not a curated record
UUGAUGUAUGAUCUCUGGAUUACAUUCGUUUUUGCGAGCUAAAUGACAACUUUUGUUUCGAUAGGCUCCCAUACACAGCAAACCCUGGUUUAUAAAGGGGGAGGAGAUUUAGCCUAAGAGUGAACUCGUGCAUCAAUAGCAGCCGCCCAGUGGCUGUGACCUAGAAACAGUUUGUGAACUUUUUGUGCAGAAACCUCAAAGUUGGAAAUUUUCAGCCAGGUACCAUGCACGCAGUGGCGGUGCUCCUGGCGCUAAUGGGAAUUUCUUCCUGCGUAGACGGCCAUGGGCGCCUGAUGGAUCCACCCGCGCGAAACAGCAUGUGGCGACUCGGCUUUAACAACCCAGUCAACUACAACGACAACGAACUGUACUGCGGUGGUCGCAUGGUACAAUGGAUAAGAAAUGGUGGAAAGUGUGGCGUCUGUGGUGAUGCCUUUCACGGAGUCCGAGAACAUGAAGCUGGUGGGAGAUAUGCUAAUGGAAUUAUUGCACGAACAUACCGCCAAGGUGAAAAUAUGUCUAUAACAGUUCAUCUAACAGCAAACCAUCAGGGAUGGUUUGAAAUACGCAUUUGUCCAGUCGAAGAUCCUAAGCAACCAGUUACGCAGGAAUGUCUGGAUAAACACGUGUUAAAGCGCACAGAUGGUGACAGUAUUCAGUACCCGGUACCUAAAGGGAAGUAUAAUGCUUUCUUUAACUACAGCGUUCAACUCCCACCAGAUCUGCACUGCGACCAGUGUGUAGUGCAGUGGAAAUACAGAACAGGAAAUACUUGGGACAAAGACAACAAUUCUGGUGUUUUUUGUCUGGGUUGCGGGCCACAAGAAGAAUUCUACAAUUGUGCCGACAUCAGGAUUCUUCCAAAUGAAUCUAAAGAUUAUUUAAAGGAAAUGACCACACAACCAACGGCAAAAACCCGUUCUGAAUAUACCGCAUUUGAGCCUACACCAACAUCUCCGGUUAAAAUGACUCAGAGAAUAAAAGACAAAAUAUCAUUCAGUGCCCAUUUCAAGAAGGGUUCGAAGGUAGAACAAUCAGACUUACAACCUCGGCCAUCUGGGGAAAUAUACAGCUGGCGAGCAGCGUCGCCUGUCCUUCGGCCCUUCAAACCCCCGCGAGAGUCGUUUGUUUCUACUCCGGGUACCUACCUGACCACGAGCACGGGACACACGGUAUCAACCUAUGGUAGACAAGAAACUGACCAACAUUUUAGACUUACAGAUGAAUCUACCACUUCAACACCAACUUGGCUUAAGAAAAUCGUCGAUGCCAAGCAACAAUAUAAGGAAAGUGAAAGGGUUAUCGGUGAAGAGGUGAAUCAUGAAGACCACAUCAGCGACCUCGAUAACGAAAGAGUCCGACCACAGCUUUGGCGGCAUCUGCGCAAACAUGCAGAAUCACGCGACCGCCAGGAUGUAAAGGCGAUAUCAGACUAUAGUGAUGAUAGUUCUGUGAAAACAAGGUACGAGAAUAAAAAUCCUUCGCAAAGUACGCGACCAUUGAAAAUGACACCAACGUGUCUCACAGUCAAGUCUGAAGAUGAAACAUCAGCAGACGAUGAACUACUGGAGAAUCAAAACUGGAUUUACCCAGAUGCCACUAGAUGGUGGCGUGAUUAUGUUCGUAUAUACGACUUAGUGUUGAGACCACGGUUGUCCAUGUCGUUCAUGGGAAACCUUCAAUGUCGCGCAGUGUUUCACCAUGGGUCUGGUAUGGAUGAGUGGUGUACAACAAACUGUAAUGCCAACUUCUGUCCGCAUGAUAUCUGCUUGUGUCGCCCAGUUGAGGAAUCAUAUAAUGAACUCUCAUCAGAACCAUUUGUUGAUCAGCGAAGUACUCAAUGGAUGAAGAGCGUUUACCCUCAAAGGAGCCAAAAAAAUACUCCACGAGCAGAGCUUUCCUUUUCGGGAGACAAAGAAUCCUUAAGAAAAUCACAAUCAGGUUCUCAGACGAGACAAACAUAUAAACACUUAUUGCAAAAUAAAAAACCUGAUCCUGUGGUGUUGUUAGAUAUGAAGAAACCUCACUCUGAACCUACUCAGAAAAAGUUGAGUGUUGACAGAUGGGAGCGAAAACUGAACACUGUAUGUCAUGCGAUUGGGAGAUAUGCCACUCUAGAUGGUUACGACGAUUGGUGUCAAAACAAUUGUGCUCGAGCAAUGUGUCCACUUUUCAUCUGCAAGUGCAAAUCAGAUUAAAUAAUAAAACAAUGUUAAUGAAUGUCAAAGCGAACUUCUUGUAGUGUACGUUAGGGUACUAAGGUACUUUGUCAGUUUAAAUUGAAAUGUUGAUACCAUUUUGUAACCAACUGCUUAUUUUGUAAUUUUAUACUUUGUAUAUUUCUUAGAGAUUAAAUGAUUAAAAAUUUUCUGAAAAUUUGGUAUAUACCGUUUGUGUAGUAGCUCUCUGUGUCCCACACAAAUACCUGUGGCUGUUCGAAUAGAACAAUCACCCCAAUUAAAGACAAAAUAAUAAAACAUAAAUCGCUUCAUUCGCUCCU